Molecule: messenger RNA, 786 nt
Organism: Dicrocoelium dendriticum
Lineage: Eukaryota; Metazoa; Platyhelminthes; Trematoda; Plagiorchiida; Dicrocoeliidae
Source: the annotation of a GenBank genome assembly
AUGGUGCGCUUUGCGUCAGUGUAUCGAAAUAACCGAUUGGCUGAGUGCCCUUUUUCGAUGGUCCUCCGAUUCAAAAGCAUCGUAAUAGCUGUUACGAGUCUUCCCUUUACGGGGCUUAUUUUGUGUACAUUGUCGUCUUUCUAUGUAUCUUUCGACGAAGUAACUGAGGCCAUUUGCGGGGUCUCUAAUUUCAUCCCAUCAAUCAGCGCCGUCACCGGCAUUGCUCCUCAGCUGUACUUUUGGAGAUUCGCUGUAGGACUCCAUAGUACUCCGCGCGUUCUUAUGGCCGUGAUCUAUCUCCGGUACCACAAGUUUUUUGUGGACCAUAUGCAUUAUCCCAACCUGUUUAAUUUUGUACUUAACGCUUCUUUUGUCCUAAAUAUGAUUGAUUUGGCGACAUUCGUGGGUGUUGCCUACGUGUCAAAUAGUGAGAAUUUCCCCAUACACGAGCGCCUGUUUGUAGUAUUCCUGUCUGCGUCUUCUCUAUACAUGCUUGUGACCAUAGCGAUUCACGAAAUACUCCGAUUCAGGAAGCUUCUUGGCUUCAGGAUGACCCAUUCUCUUAGAGUGAAGAAGAUAUUUUUCGGCCUAACUAUGUUCUUUCUAUCUUUUCUUGUGUACCACUUUUAUCAGCAUAGGUUCAGAUGCAAGCCUAACGCCUUCAGCUGGUUUUCGGCUUCAGAAUACGGAAUCGCAGUGGCCAAUAUGGGAUUUCAUAUGACAGCUGCUUAUGACUUUCAGGACCUAAUUUUCGUCACCUCGAUGCGAAAAAUCUCUUCAAAAUAA